AGUAGAGCCCAAAACAAUUAAAAAUUCCAUUAUACCCCAAGAAAUUUUAGUUAAUUUCCCCGAACUUGUUGAAAUAUUUGUUGGGAACUGUGUCUGUGCUCGUAUGCCAGAUUUUAUGUGCUAGGCAAGAUAAUUAUGUGAGGGUGUGAGGCUAGGGAACGCCCCCAAAUUGAAGGGAAUACUUUUUUAAUGCGGGACAAUUGUCGCCGGGUUUCAGUCUUCGGUUUAGUACAUUGCGAACAUGUUGCAGGCGCAGUUAAUUAUUGUGCUCGUGCUCGCCCUGCUCGCCUUGGAGGCGGACACGAUGACGACCAUCCGGUGGCACAGCUCUGGCGCCGCCUUUGAUGAUCCUGCCAGCUGGCUAAAUGAUUAUGUGCCCAGUGCAAGCGAUUUAAUUGUAUUUCCAGCAUAUUAUCCGGCCGUAUUGCCAUUGCCGGCAAAGUUGUCCGUUGGCGGAUUUGUGCUGCCGCGCCUGGGCGGCCUGCUGCUGGCCGAUGACGCCAGCAUUGAGCUGGCAGCUGGCCGGGAUGAGAGACGCGCCCACCUGAGGCCGCCCAAGACGAGCAAAUGGUUCGAUCCCGCCAGCUGGAGCGUCUCCAACUCCGCCAGCUCCAGCUCCAGCUCCUCCGCCUCCGCCAGCGAUAUUUCCAUUGUGCCGGAGCUGGAGCGCGUGCCCUGCGACGAUGAGCACGUGGUCAUUAGCAGCAAUAGCGGCGCACUCUCCUUCGACUUGGAGCACGUGCAAUAUUUGCGCCUCGGUCAGCUCAUCCUGGCCGGCUCCGCCAUAUCGCGCAGCUACCUGCAGGAGCUGCUCAGCCGUGAUCUCGGCCAGCUGCUGUUCCACAAUGCCCAGGCCGUCACCGUGGAGUAUUAUCGCGGCGAGCUCUGCGGCUGUCACAAGGAUUACGAGCACCUGGUCGAGCCCGUCUGCCACAAUGUGGAGCCCGGAUGUCCCCUGCCCCGCUGCGUCGCCCCGCUGCGUCCGUAUGGCGCCUGCUGCUUGGUCUGCGGCGCCAUGAUGCACAUACCCAGCGAGCAGUGCACGGCGGAGGACCGUAAGACGCUGACCACGUUCAUCGGGAAGGCAAUCGAGCGGGCACAGCUGGAGGAUGAGCUGCAGCUGCACGUGGAUUACGUGGGAUCUGAGGCAUUUGGUAACUAUCUGCAGGCGAUUGUCGUGGAUCGACGGGAUUACGGCGAGCGCAGCGUGGACUUUAUGCGCCGCCUGGCCGAGGAGCGUAAUCAGAGCACGUGGCUGGCGCAGCAGUCCAGGCUGAGGAUCUUCUAUGCGGGUCGUCCGUACAAUCCCAAUGUUAGCUUUGCCUCCGUGCUCCUUAUACUAUUCUGCGUGCUGCUGGUGGGCGUGGUGUCGGUGAUAAUGCUCGCCCACUUUCUGCCGGAGAAUCGGCAUCUGAGCCGGAUUCCCCAGUGGAUACACGAUCCGCGACGCUGGCGCUGGCAUCAUCUCGGCCUGCGUCUGCCUCCCACUUUCCUCUUCAAUCGCUUCGAUAAUGCUGCAGGCGGAGCGGGAGCGGGCGGGGAGCGUCUGGCUGUCAUUGGCUACGAUGCGGAGAGCGGCGAGGUGCGCGAACGCGCCUUCAAUAAUCCCAUGUUCGAGCAGCAGCCGGAGCAGGAGCAGGAACGGGAGCGGGAGCAGGCUGAAGCAAAGCCUCAAGCUGUGGAGACGGGCGAACUGGACAGCUGCAGCGUUGAGGAGCAGGAGCUGACCGAAAUCAACUUGGAGUCCUCCGGGUCGGAGAGUGAAGCCGAGGCCGAAACCAAGGAGUGAAACACAAAUAAUUAUACUAGCCUGGGAUGGGCACCCAAUUCCCCUUUCUAUAACUUUCUUAAGGGGAUAAAAGCAGUUCCCUAGGCAAUUAUUUUAUUUUAUUUAUUCACAUUACCCAAUAAUCGAUCUAUAAUAUAUCCUUAAUUAGCCUGGAACUAGAACCUAGCAAUAAGCGGGAAAUAUCAAACCCAGUUUAUGUUUCGUUAAUAUUUAUAAGUUAUCUAUCAACUAUCUGCCUGGAAUUUGAACCCAGUUUCUGUUUCUAUCGUUAUCUUAUCUUAAAAUAAAAGCCAUAUCCGAGGUGAAAUCUAUCAAACAAUUAAUGUGCAAGGUUUUUAUUUUAUUCAAACGCAUGGAAUAUCAUUAUUUCAAACCCGAUAAUUGCUUUUAAUAAUUAACAAACUUAUAUGCCAGUUAUUAUUUA
Drosophila montana is the source of this 2213-nucleotide messenger RNA. It is a transcript of the gene Amnionless, whose product is annotated as amnionless. NCBI's taxonomy places the organism in Eukaryota, Metazoa, Arthropoda, Insecta, Diptera, Drosophilidae. Bases 242 to 1789 code for a protein of 515 amino acids. Gene Ontology annotation, cellular component: apical plasma membrane; endocytic vesicle. Gene Ontology annotation, biological process: receptor-mediated endocytosis; intracellular protein localization. The record is from RefSeq and is a predicted model, not a curated record. The transcript has a single exon.